Molecule: messenger RNA, 291 nt
Organism: Ambispora leptoticha
Lineage: Eukaryota; Fungi; Glomeromycota; Glomeromycetes; Archaeosporales; Ambisporaceae
Source: the annotation of a GenBank genome assembly
AUAAAAGAGAUAGAUUUAGCCCAUUUAUUAAGUGCUUUUCCUAAAUUGGAGUAUCUGAAUUGUGAGAAUAAUCCUUUAUCGGCUAAGAAUUUAGAUAAUUUAACCAGCGAACAAUUUGGCAAAUUAGUUCAGGGAAUAAAAGAUAAAAAAAUAAGGAUUAAUAUUGCCAAGGGGAAUAAUCAGCAACAGCAAAACGCUCAAUAUCUCCAAAGUCUAAUUCAGCAGGGAAGUUCACCUGUUAAGAAUAAUAAUCAACCUAGCAAUAAUACUCCGCUUUUAGUGGGAGGUUUG